AUGUGCGGUAUCUUCGGUUACAUCAACUACCUGGUGGAGAAGGACAGGAAGUACAUUCUCGACACAUUGAUCAAUGGUCUGCAACGCCUAGAGUACCGUGGUUACGACUCGGCCGGUCGGCAAGGUCGCUUCGCUCAAGAAGCUGGUCGAGGAGCAGAACUUUGA
Plenodomus lingam JN3 is the source of this 165-nucleotide messenger RNA. NCBI's taxonomy places the organism in Eukaryota, Fungi, Ascomycota, Dothideomycetes, Pleosporales, Leptosphaeriaceae. The record is from RefSeq and is a predicted model, not a curated record.